CAUGCGAAAAGGCCCGAGUGAAAUAUUCUCUCGCGGUAUCAUUGCAGUUUUGCGGCUGCGUUGGUGGCAAAGCUUAUAAACGCCCCCCCUCUCUUCCUCACCUCCCAGUUCCAGAAGCUGAGCAUCUUUGCUCUCUCCUUUCGCUUUGCUUGUCUCAUGCAGCUGCAAGUAGUCGUAUGAUCACAGACUCAACAGGAACCUACUGAAGCCCGACAGAGACCAGGAGAGAGAACAAGGGCACGCAAAGCAUCUUUUGUUUUGAGCCGGUGGAUAUUGGGUAUAGUAGGUUCAGCGUUCAGGGCACUCAACCGGCUGGUCUCACUAGAGCAAGGACUGGUCAAGGACAGAGGACGAUUCAGAUGGAGAAGCUUGUGAAUCACUGCGACAUGGAGCUCAUGAAGAUGGCCAUGCUUAAGCACGAAGAGACCUUCAGGCAGCAGGUCCACGAGUUGCACCGUCUGUACCGCGUCCAGAGGCAGCUGAUGACCGGCCUGACCGGGCCAAGCUGCCGGCGCCAGAGGCGCAAGAAGCCGCGGCGAGCGCUGGACCUGCACCUCCCCGCCGACGAGUAUGUCGCCAUCGGAGAGGACAACGCGACGAGGGAAGACGAGCUCGAGCUGACGCUGGCCGUCGGCGGCGGCAGAGCCAGCCGGAGGAAGCGGCGGGACGAGGGCACCCUAUUGGCGUCGGACUGCUCCGGCGGCGGGAGCCCGACCUCGUCGUUGUCGACCGACAACAGCGGAUCGCCGACGUACCAGAGGGCGGAUCGCCGUCGUUGUCUCCAGGAAGGGACGGUGAUGAAGCAGCAGCAGUCGCCGUGGCUCGUGCAGUGCCUCAGCCUUAGGAUGGCAUGAGAUGAUCGAUCAUAACGUGCUCUCUGUAGGAUUGCAAAGGUCGUGUUGUGACUUGUAGGAGAGGAUGCAGGUAGUAAUAAC
Phragmites australis (common reed) is the source of this 935-nucleotide messenger RNA. RefSeq lists its product as uncharacterized. The record is from RefSeq and is a predicted model, not a curated record. NCBI's taxonomy places the organism in Eukaryota, Viridiplantae, Streptophyta, Magnoliopsida, Poales, Poaceae. Bases 360 to 854 code for a protein of 164 amino acids. The transcript is spliced from 3 exons.